Messenger RNA from Odocoileus virginianus texanus, 4236 nucleotides. The record is from RefSeq and is a predicted model, not a curated record. NCBI's taxonomy places the organism in Eukaryota, Metazoa, Chordata, Mammalia, Artiodactyla, Cervidae.
UUACUUUGUGGACAUCUUUGUGGAGCUGUAACUCGCAUAUUAUCAGUCAUUGGUUUAGAAUGUCCAAUUCAGGGAUUUUUAGGUUAUUUAAGAGAUUUGCUAAAGUGACAGAUCACCACAGUCUAAGUGAAGAACAUUCUCGUCACCGUUAACGUCUUUUUGAGGUGGGGUACAUAAUGUAAAAGGAACCUCCUUAGAGUGCACACAGUUCAGUGAUGUUUUCUGUUGGGCAACCACCACUCUUUUCUGGUUUCAAAACUUGUCCUCAUCCCACAAAACUCCUUGUUGCCAUUAAGUAACCCUUUCCCAUCUCCCCUCCCAACAAGUGUCAGUUAGUAUUUGAGCAGAAAACUUUUUGUGUUGUUGAGCAGUGGAAGGCAUGACAGGAAGUUCUGCCAUGGGCUUCUUCUGGGAUGAAGCGGGACACACGGUGCUGAGCACAGGCUUGCCGGGGCCACACUGGGUGUUUGCCUUCACCCCAAAAUCCCCCAGGAGAGAAGACACGGUUAGCUUGUGCAGCGUGUUUGAAACCUGGCCCUGGGUCCAGGCAUCUCCUCCUGUCCUCGGCAGGCUGUGUUGUUAGUGGUGACCUCAGACUUUGGGUCAGACGUGACCCUCGGUCCUGUCCUUCUGGCAGUGGACUGCCCACCCCCGGCCCCCAAAUUUCUGCAUUCUUCAUUGAAACCAUCUUGUCAAAAAUCAAAUGAAACAUUGCCCUUAGUUUGUCAAGUGUGAGUCCUAACUUUUUUCAAGUCAGCUUUUUUGGAUAGAAAAAGAUUUUCCACUUUAGGAGCUCAGGAUUUUAAUUUGCUCUAAGUUACUCUUGACUUCAGGUGUUUAGUGAAUCUGAAUAUCCUGAUGCAGGCAAAUAGUGAUCCUGGCAGUUUCUUUCUUAGCAGGAGGCUUCACGUGCUGCCUGGCCCUUGAGUGAGUGAGGUCGUUUGUGAGGGUUGUUGGAGGGUGUUUCAGCCCCCAGUGGUCAUUUGUCUACACACUCUGCUUGAGGUCCCAGGCCACUGUCAGGUCUCCCCGUGGCUUUUGAAGAGAUGGUCUGGAGGUGUGACUUUGUAGGUUCUCAGUGUCUGGUAAUGGUUGGGUUUGGACCUUCAAGAUCUUCUACCUCCAUUUCCUUUGUGAAUGUGUCUCUUAUUCUUGCUGCUCUGAGCCUCGGUGGCCAGAGGUGGUGACUGAGGGCCGCCGUCUUCCCGGUGGAUGAGGGCGGCUCCUUCCCACAGCUUCACUCACACCUCCGUCACUUUGGGCCCAUUGGUUCUUUGGGUUUGCCGGCUUUUAGCAUCUGCUGGAGGAUCCAGGAUACUGCUCAUCAGACUACCUGGGAGCUCCUUCAGUGGCAGAGUGUUCCGAGCCACCUUCCUCAUGCUGGCAGCCUUCCUCACCAUCCCCCUACUCGGCGCCCUGGUGCUGCUGGACUCUCCUAUAGACCCGGAAUCUCUCAGCUUCAAAGAACCCCCUCUCUUCCUUGGUGUGCUGCAGCCAAAUACGAAGUUACAACAGGUGGAAAGGCUAUUUGAAAAUCAGCUUGUUGGGCCAGAGUCCAUAGCAAAUAUUGGGGAUGUGAUGUUCACGGGUACAGCAGAUGGCCGAGUUGUAAAACUUGAAAAUGGUGAAGUAGAGACCAUUGCUCGAUUUGGCUCAGGCCCAUGCAAAACCCGAGAUGAUGAGCCUGCUUGUGGGAGACCCCUAGGCAUCCGGGCCGGGCCCAACGGGACACUUUUUGUGGUUGAUGCGUACAAAGGGCUGUUUGAAGUAAAUCCCUGGAAACGUGAAGUAAAACUGCUGCUAUCCUCCGAGACCCCCAUUGAGGGGAGGAAAAUGUCCUUCUUGAACGAUCUUACAGUAACUCGGGAUGGGAGGAAGAUUUACUUUACAGAUUCUAGCAGCAAAUGGCAAAGACGAGAUUAUCUGCUCCUGUUAAUGGAGGGGAGAGAUGAUGGGCGCCUGCUGGAGUAUGACACCCAAACCAAGGAGGUGAAGGUUUUGCUGGACCACUUGCGGUUCCCCAACGGGGUGCAACUGUCUCCUGCGGAGGACUUUGUCCUGGUGGCGGAGUUGGCCAUGGUGAGGAUCAGGAGGUUUUACGUGUCUGGCCUGAUGAAGGGAGGGGCUGAUGUGUUUGUGGAGAAUUUGCCUGGCUUCCCAGACAACAUCCGAGCCAGCAGCUCUGGAGGGUACUGGGUCAGCAUGGCGGCCAUCCGGGCCAAUCCCGGCUUCUCCAUGUUGGAUUUCUUAUCCGAGAGGCCUUAUCUUAAAAAAGUGAUUUUUAAGCUAUUCAGCCAAGAGACAGUGAUGAAAUUUGUGCCACGGUAUAGCCUUGUCCUGGAGCUCAGCGAUAGUGGGGCCUUCCGGAGGAGCCUGCACGACCCCGAAGGGCAGGUGGUCACCUACGUGAGCGAGGCGCAUGAACACAACGGGCACCUCUACCUGGGCUCCUUCAGGGCCCCCUACCUGUGCAGACUCCGCCUGCAGUCUGCUUAGGCCUGCUGUCACCCUAUGCGCGUUGUCACCCAGAGCCCACUGUCACCCCAUGCUCCGCCCCUGGGCCUGGAGGCACAUGGACACCCUUCCUCCCAUGCCCGGUAGCCCGGGAUGUGUGGUGCAGCCCCAGGACACCCUCACCUGGGCUCGGCCUUGCAUUUGCUGAGGGGAAGAUGAGUCCUUGUAAAGCCAUUUUCUCUUAAAAACUUCCCCAAGUGUGGUGAUUGUCUAUGGGACCUGGGGACUUGGUGUACUCUGGUGGGGAUGGAUUUGUGGGUGAGCAGCUUGAGGUCUCAUCCCUGCUGCUGGCUGUGUCUCACCAGCCUUGGUGUCUUUGCUGAUAAACAGGUGAUGCCUGUCUUUGAGGGAGGGACUGCAGGAGGGUGAGGAGAGCACAGAACAAAUGUGUGUGAGACCUCAAGACUGGCUGUGUGGGCAAAGACUCUUCCCUAGAGUCCUAAGGGACUGGGCCUCAGCCCUGGGUGUCCCUCCUGUGGCUCCCACCCUCCUCCCCCGCCCGGCCCCCUCCAUCCCUUGCCAGUGUUCUGAAGGCAAGGACCCAGAUGUGUGUGGAGGAGGAACAUGUUGAUUCUAGCCACUCAGAGGACUAGCCGGCUUCUCUGUGGACAGCCCGCUGUGCAAAUCACUGGAUGGGGAUGGAAGGUGGGCGCCGGGCACCAGGAGCCCUGUUCACAACUGGUUCCUCGUCCUCAGACCCAGGUGUGAACAGUGCAUGUGUCGGGGUUGCUUGUCUUCUGGUGUCAUAAGCCUGACGGAUGUGUCCACACGUGGUCCUGGUGGUGGGCGACCCCUGUGGAUUGACCUGUGGAUGGUGUUGCCAGGACUUUGUUCUCUGCUUUGAUUCUCUCCAACAGCGAGUGAGGUCUGCCCUUCCGUGUGUCGUGAGGGCUCUUCUGCUGGGAUCGUGCUUGCUUGCUUGGCGCCUCCCCCAUGGGCUCCCACACUGACUCAGUCCACACAACACCGCUGUCCUGUUUCCAGCCUACCAAGCAGGGCUGACGUCUGCUCCUCCCUUUCCUGGUAUUCGUGAGAACACAUCAGGGAUUGUGUGUCUGGAGUGGUCUUUGUGAGUUGAAAAGACAGUGUUUUGAAUAGAUGAAUAGUGACUAUCAAGGAGGGCCGACAGCAGUCCUGAGACCAGAAUGACUUGUGUCGUGUGCUGACUCAGAUCCCCCCCUGCCCCUGUUUUAGGGGAGGACAGCCAGUCUGACGGGGGCCCAUUCCGGGUCGACCUCUGCUCAGGGCCAGCUUCCCACACAGCUGCACAGAGCAGUCAGACUGGCUGCGUGGCAGUGACCUGUGUCCUGUCAGGUGAUGUAACCUCACGGGAAAUGGUGUUUAAUAGGCAACAGUGCACCCGUGUAUGAUGUCUGCAGGAACAGACCAUUCUGCCAUGAAAACACAGCCCAAGCGCACUGACCCUGAACGUUUCUUGGUUGGGAGCCGGAAGCUGAGGGCUGCACUGUUAGCGCAGAGGAGCUGGUAGCUUUUCACAGUUUUCAGCGAAGUUGUCUUUUUUUUUUUUCUGACUCAGGUGUUGCUUUUCUGUCUCAAAGUGUCAUUUCCUGUGUUCUUUGUGGUUAUUUGCCAUGGCAAGGUGUAAAGCAUAGCCUUGUUAGUCUUAAAUAUAUGAUAGACUUUUGUUGUAAACAUAAAAUGGAUUUGUUCUAAUGUGAAUUGCUAACAUGCUCUUAAAAUUAAAGCAAGUGGUUCAUUGAU